Cyprinodon tularosa is the source of this 2418-nucleotide messenger RNA. RefSeq names its product DEAD (Asp-Glu-Ala-Asp) box polypeptide 27 (gene ddx27). The coding region runs from base 42 to 2342 and encodes 766 amino acids. The record is from RefSeq and is a predicted model, not a curated record. Gene Ontology annotation, molecular function: nucleic acid binding; RNA helicase activity; ATP binding. The transcript is spliced from 21 exons. Lineage: Eukaryota; Metazoa; Chordata; Actinopteri; Cyprinodontiformes; Cyprinodontidae.
AUCCCUUGCGAACCUCGUAGAUCUAGAACCGUUGUCUAAUCAUGUUGGAGCAACUGGGUCUGAUCGGAACCAUUCGGGACGAUGACCUGAGCCCAGAAGAACCGGACACCGAAUCCGAACCGGAGGAGGCGCCCAUCGUCCUGAACCGUAAGAAGAAGCUUGGAGGCCAAAAGUCGAAAGACUUUAACUGUGACUUUGAGUUUGGAGAAAGUGACAGUCUGAACCUGGAUGAUGAUUGGGCCAUGAGCGACGUCCUGAGCCAACUCAAGAAGAAGAGGGUCGUGACAACUCUGGACCAGAAAAUAGAGAAAAUCAGGAAGAAGAGAAAAGCUGAGGAGAAAUUGUCUCAAAGUUCUGAAGCUGGGAUGUCCAAGGAGAUGAAGGAGGAGGAAGAGGAGGAGGCUAGUGGGACUGAGAAGGAAGAAGAUGAGGAGGAAGGGGAAGAAGAAGAAGAAGAAGAGGAUGGUGAUGAAGAGGAAGAGUUUGGAUCAAGUGAUGAAGAGGUUCUGACAAAAUCAGACACUCUGAGGGACAAAGGACGGCGAGGGAAGAAGAGGAAAGCUGAGGAAGAGACUUUAGAGACGUUUUCUGAGGAUGCCUCCCAGUAUAAUGAUCAGCUGACGUUCGAAGAAAUGAACCUGUCCCGACCCAUCCUCAAGGCCAUCACGGCCCUAGGCUUUAAAGAACCCACGCCUAUCCAGAAAGCCUGUGUUCCAGUAGGUCUGCUGGGCAGAGACCUGUGUGCUUGUGCUGCUACUGGAACAGGAAAGACGGCUGCCUUCAUGCUACCCGUUUUAGAGCGUUUGAUCUAUAAACCCAAGACAUCCCAGGUGACCCGGGUCUUAGUUUUAGUUCCUACCAGAGAGCUGGGGAUCCAGGUCCACUCGGUGGCCCGUCAGUUGGCCCAGUUCACCUCUAUCACCACUUGCUUGGCUGUUGGCGGUUUGGACCUGAAGUCUCAGGAGGCGGCACUGAGGGCGGGACCAGAUGUUCUGAUAGCGACGCCAGGCAGACUGAUCGACCACCUUCACAACACACCCAGCUUCGAGCUGAGCCACAUCGAGAUCCUGAUCCUGGACGAGGCCGACAGGAUGCUGGACGAGUACUUUGAAGAACAGAUGAAGGAGAUCAUCAGGAUGUGCUCCUACAAUCGGCAGACCAUGCUGUUCUCGGCCACUAUGAGCGAAGAGGUGAAGGACCUGGCCGCGGUGUCGUUGAAGCAGCCGAUUAGGAUCUUUGUGAACAGUAACACAGAUGUGGCUCCGUUCCUUCGGCAGGAGUUUGUUCGGAUCCGACCGCACCGAGAAGGAGACAGAGAGGCUGUGGUGGCAGCCCUGCUGACCCGGACUUUCCAAGACCACGUCAUGUUGUUCACCCAGACCCGGAAACAGGCCCACAGACUGCACAUUCUGCUGGGCCUGUUGGGGCUGAAAGUGGGGGAGCUGCAUGGUGAACUGAGCCAGACCCAGAGGCUGGAGAACCUCAGGAGAUUUAAAGAUGAACAGAUUGAUAUUUUGGUGGCGACAGACGUUGCAGCCAGAGGACUGGACAUCGAUGGAGUAAAAACGGUGAUCAACUUCACAAUGCCUUCUACCGUCAAGCAUUACGUCCACCGCGUUGGGCGGACGGCCCGGGCCGGACGCUCUGGACGCUCCGUGUCUCUAGUCGGAGAAUCUGAGAGGAAGAUGCUGAAGGAGGUGGUGAAGUCAGCCAAGAACAGCGUGAAGGCUCGCGUCCUGCCAACAGAGGUCAUCCUGAAGUUCAGAGAUCUAAUCACCAAACUGGAAAAAGAUAUUGACGCAGUACUGAAGAUGGAAAGAGAAGAGAGAGAGAUGGCUGCGUCUGAGGCCAAGCUGAGCGUGGCUCAAAAGCGUCUAGAAGGCUCCGCCUCCUCCGGCGACCCACAGAGAGUUUGGUUCCAGACGCAACAAGAACGGAAACAGAGCCGCGCAUCCAAGGCUCUGCAGGAGUUCGAUCUGGCACUCAGAGGGAAGAAGAAAAGGGAAAAGUUCCUGAAAGAAGGAAGGAAGAAGGAGCUGACGUCUGAGGAUCGCGCUCAGUUUGAGAUUCUGAAGGCUCAGAUGUUCGCAGAGCGAGCCGCCAAGAGGGAUAGACGAUCGAAGAGAGCGAGAGCCAUGCCUGAAGACGACGAUAAGCCGGCGAAAGCAACUAAACAUAAAGCAGGAAACCGAGGCAAAAAGUCAGUGUUUGACAAGGAGCUGACCAACACCAGCAACAAGUCUCUAAAGCUCUACAGAGCUGGGCCAUCAUUUGCAGACAGGAAGCGUCUUGGAAUGGACAGGAAGCGCACAGGUGGCUCCAGGUACAGGAGGAAUAAAUGAGGGCAGAUCAACCCGUUCUCUGUGUCCGUAUGCCGUUCUGUAUCAGAUUUCUAAUAAAGUUGAGUUUGUAAGUGGA